Aureococcus anophagefferens is the source of this 807-nucleotide messenger RNA. RefSeq lists its product as hypothetical. The record is from RefSeq and is a predicted model, not a curated record. Lineage: Eukaryota; Pelagophyceae; Pelagomonadales; Pelagomonadaceae. The annotation marks the transcript as partial. The transcript has a single exon.
UCGCGGCGCGUCUGCCACUGGGCCCUGCGCACGGGCAAUCUGCGGGACGCGCUGACCUUCUACGAGCUCGUCUUCGGCCUGCGGAUCCUGCGGCACGAGGAGUUCGCCGCGGGCCACCCGGAGAGCGGCGGCGCCUACGGCGGCGCCUGGUCCAAGACAGUCGUCGGCUGGGGCCCCGAGAGGACCGACUUCGCGCUCGAGCUGACCUACAGCUACGGCGCCGACGCCACGACGCAGGCCGACGGGUUGCUCCACAUCGCCGUGGCCUGCCCCGAGGCGGCGACGCGCGCCGCGGCGCUGGGCUACGCCGUGGCCUACGACCGGGGCGCGCCCGUCGUCGCGGGCCCCGACGACGUCAAAUACAAGAUCGUCGAGCCGUCGUCGGGCCGCGCGGAGCGCUGGUCCGCGGUCUGCCUCAAGAGCGCGAGCCUGCGAUCGACGGAGCGCUACUUCGUCGACGUGCUGGGGUGGACGAAAUUCGCGCGGCCGCCGCCGGGCUGCGCCCCAGCGGGGUCGUCGCUGACGCUGGGCUUCGACGGCGACGACCAGGUGCGCGUCGUCUUCUGCGAGGGGUCGCCGAAGCCCGGCGCGCGGCGGGGGCGCCUCGCCGUCGCCGUGCCGGACGCGCGCGCGGCCCACGACGCCGCGACCGCCGCGGCCCUGGGCUCCGUCGUCGCACCGGCCGCGACGCUGCAAACGCCGGGCAAGGCCGACGUCGGCGUGAGCGUGCUCGCGGACCCCGACGGCUACGAGGUCGCCGUGGUCGGCGCCGCGGGCUUCUACGACCUGGCCCGGCCCCGCUACGAC